UAUUUGUUGAAUUAAAUACUCUCUGUUGCUUGAGAAUGUUGAGAAUAGAAAAUUUUAUCUAGUUUUCACAGAUAUAAUCAGUAACAUAACUAUGAAGAUGCAGUGGAUGUACAAUCAUAGGCCCCAGGACAAAGGAGGACCCUGAAUGGGACAUCAAAAAUGCGUGCUCACUUGCGUAAUUGCCUGGAGAAACUGAAGGAGAUGGUCCCCCUGGGUCCAGAGUCAAAUCGUCAUACGACGUUAGGUCUUCUCACUAAAGCCAAAACUUUUAUUAAAAAUCUGGAGGAUAAAGAGAGAAAGCAUCAACUCCAAAAAGAUCAAUUGCUAAGGGAGCAAAGGUACUUACGAAGGAGGCUGGACCAGUUGGGAAUGCCAUUCAAUUCGCACAAAAGACGAAGCAUUAGCGAAUGCAGUUCGUCAACCUCCAUUUCCACAAACUCAUCCUCAUUAUCCGAAACAGAUGAAGUGGAUAUCAUCGGCUACAACAGUAACCAAAGUGAUACGGAUGACCAUAGUAGCAUCCAGAGCGUGACGAGCGACGGAGGAGUUUCCAUCAGCACCAAACGGCUCACUCUCGGUGAAACUACCAUGUCCAUUUAAUACUGCCAGUAUUCUUUGAGAACAUUGCAAAGGACAGUGCAUGCACACCAGUAUAAAAGGGGGAUUUAAAAAAAUAUAUAAGAAAAUAGUUUUGUGGACUGCCACCACCCUGCCAUCCGAUUUGGGCAUUUCGAUGGAUUUGAAGAAACCAUUCCAUUUUUAAAUCACGCGAAAAUAAUGGGCACUCUUCUGAUGUAUUUCGGUGGGUCUCAAAAUUAUGUGUUCGUGAUCGCAAUCGGGAUCCUAUUCCCUUCUGCAAUAUAACCCGGCCACACUUCACGUACAUAACACAUAUACAGUAUUUGAUCUGUGCUUCAAAAAUCAACGCCCGGUUCCUUCCGUUUAAACCCCCCUUUCAUCCCAUAGCGAUUUAGAUUUUUUAAAAUCAUUUUCGUGUAAUUCCAACCUCUUCACCAAUGGCCCGGACAUAUCGUGGUGAAAAAAAAAAAUAUAUAUAUAUAUAUAUAUAUAUAUAUACAGUAUAUAUAUAUAUACAAAAUAAAACAAAAACAGAACUCGUUUUCGUUCCGAUGCGAUUCCUCUUAGAACAAAAAUUGUAUAACCUUUACCAAGUCUAAAAAGGGGAUGGGGUAAUUAAAAUUCUCAGGAUGGGCCAUUGGAUACUUGCCAAAUGAGCAAUAGCAUAUGUGAUGUGCUGCUCUCAAAUUUAUUUAUUUCAGUUGUAAAGAUUAUUUUUCAUUUUAUUUUGCAGAGAUUUCUUAUUAUACAUAAGAACAGCUCCGUUCAACUAGUAUUUUCUAAAAAUACUCUUAAUUGCCCAUAGUGUUGUAAACAUGUGAUCGUUUUAGUCGAAAUGUCUUUAAAAAAAAAAAUAAUA
Molecule: messenger RNA, 1438 nt
Organism: Centruroides sculpturatus (bark scorpion)
Lineage: Eukaryota; Metazoa; Arthropoda; Arachnida; Scorpiones; Buthidae
Product: max-interacting protein 1-like
Exons: 4
Coding region: 160-600 (146 amino acids)
Biological process (GO): regulation of transcription by RNA polymerase II
Molecular function (GO): DNA-binding transcription factor activity, RNA polymerase II-specific; RNA polymerase II cis-regulatory region sequence-specific DNA binding; protein dimerization activity
Source: RefSeq, a predicted model, not a curated record